GCAAUAAUAUGACCGACGUACUAUUUUUUUAUAGAAACAGAAGAGAAUCGAAACUGAUCACACAAAAACAUGAGAUUGACGUUCGACAACAGAGACAGCAGCGCUUUCCGCUGUUGCCUAUGUUGCCAUGUUAGGACAGGAACUGUUCUCCUUGGCGUCUGGCAUUUGCUUGCCAAUUUGAUGGUAGUGACUUUCCUGGUAUACUCAUCAAUCAACCCAGAUGUCCUGAGACCUACGCUGCAAAAGUGCAACAUAGGAAACCAGAAUGGUGGCUUUGAGUUGGUGGCUUUCGACAAUGGCAGUGGCUUCAAAGUGGCCGAGGCUCAGCCAUACACAUAUGAGGUGGAUCCUUACAUCAACCGGAUGACCAGGGAGGAUCUGUGUGUGGGGUUUGCCAUUACACUAUGUACACUGUGCGUUACUCUCUUCCUGCUGUACGGCACAAUCAGAAACCGCCCAGGAUACCUGUUGCCGUUUUUCUGUCUCCAAGUGUUUGAUUUCUGCUUGUCCUGUCUUACUGUGGUUGGAUAUUUCUCGUAUGCUCCAAACUUCAAAGUCUGGCUCAAAGAGCAGGGACUGUCAUGUAUGCCCGGUCUGGACAGUGUGGCCAACAUCCAGGGAGACUCUCUGAUGUUGCUCUGUCUCCUCUUCCUUGUCCUUUUCCUUUCUCUGAAGGCGUACUUGAUCGGCAUGGUGUGGGCAUGCUAUAAGUACCUCCAGAUGAGACUGAUCAGCCGUUCCUCAGUACGCGAGUACUCCAUUGAUCCUGACACCGAGGUAUGGGGAAACAACAAGAUGCUCCUUCCCCCAAAGUAUGAGGAGGCUAUCAAGAUGCCUGUGGACCAGAGUCCUCCUCCUCCUCCUUACACUUCGGCCUAAUAACGCCCAUUAUAGAUCACGUCCAGUACGAGAGACCUGGGCUGAGCUAGAUCAUGGAUCUAUGUGAUCAAACAGGAUCCUCAAUACCAUAAACCAGCUAUAUGUGAUGUGAAACACAUGGAUACAAAUCUUUUAUUUAUUAUGUGGCUUGGAAAGGAAACUUUUGACAGAGAAUUUGAUCUCAAAAAACAUCUAAUUGUAAAGCUACUGUAUUCUGGUUAUGGGUUCUUUGUUGUAAUAGAGAGACGAGGUGGAUCACCUAUUUUAACUUUUUUGUGUCAUGCAUUCAUAAUCAGUGUUUAAAUACAUAUUUGCCAUUGAAUAUUGACAGUGUUACACAAAUUUUGAUAUAUAAAUUUAGUGUCAAAAAAUGUAAAGUUGGAAAAUAUUUGAUACAAGUAAUUGUACAUUUAUCAAAGAAACAGGAUUUAAAAAUCUAUUUUGAAAUUUGAUAUCUGAGGCUUGCCUAUCAUUUUGUACACAAAAUAACAAACUAAGGAUUUCUUGUGUUGAAUUUAUACAGGAUUUAUUUUUUGUACAGAAUUUUUAGCCAAUUUGUAAAUAAUUAUAUCUAGAUGUGGGAAAUGUUGCUUUAAUCUUUGGUCCUUUUGAGGUUUUUCUCAUUUAUCGGCUUUUAUCAUAUCACUAGUGCAUCAUGUUAAUCAACUGGACAGUUCUCUGGAAAAUCAACUUACUGAAUCUCUUGUUAAAGGAGUAAAAUAAUCGAUGGUGAUGGAAAGUAAAAAAAAUCUUUAGGAAACAAGUAUGGAUAUUUGAUACAUUAGAUUUGAAUAUUAGCACAGGCAAGUACAUACAUUUUAAAUGAUCUGGUAAUAAGCUAAAAGGAAGUGGAAUUGUUCAAAUGGGGUUAAAUGCUGUUAACAUGUGAAAAGGAAGACAAGUUUAUGAAAUAUCCAAAAGAAAUUCUCCUGAUAUAUUUACAAUCAUAUUCAGAGCUUGGGCACACUGGUGUAGGUUGAUUCAUGCUUCAUCUUCAUGUCAUCUAAUAGCACUUAUUAUGCAGUACUGGUAACAUAUACCUUAAAUUUGAAAUAUUCUGCGUGUCAUAAAUCUUUGAUAGUCUACAUGUUAUAAACUGUCAUAAUAAACUGUUAAGAACUCUCAUUUCUAUUAAUAAGUAUGAAAUAUAACUUGUGCAACUUCUUUCUCUUGAAAUGUAAUACUUUGUAUUUGAUAUAGUAUACAAAUAUUUUUUUGCCGUUCCAGUCAAUUUAAAAGGCGACACUAUUUCUGUAGUAAGACAAUCUUUUUAAAACAUAAUCCUGGUGAAAAGUGUGUAUGACUCGACUAGGUCCUAAAGUCUAAUAGACUGAUAGAGAAGACUGUGAUAAUGUUUUGUGUAAUACGUAAAUCCAGGUCCUACGUUUGGUGUUUUGGUUCUCAUGACAUCAAAUUUGAUCAUUUCUGUUGUGCACAUUUUUGCCUUCAUAUAAAAUUAUUUCAUUGUUAUUUGUCUGUGGAAAUAAUAAAAAAUAGUUCAUAAA
This is a messenger RNA of Mizuhopecten yessoensis (Yesso scallop), 2384 nucleotides long. Its product is annotated as lysosomal-associated transmembrane protein 4A-like. The record is from RefSeq and is a predicted model, not a curated record. Lineage: Eukaryota; Metazoa; Mollusca; Bivalvia; Pectinida; Pectinidae. Gene Ontology annotation, cellular component: lysosomal membrane. Bases 70 to 879 code for a protein of 269 amino acids. The transcript is spliced from 7 exons.